GGGUCAGCACAAAUACCUGCCAUCCGUCAUUCCUCAGACUGCGAGGGUUGAAAACCCAAAGCGGAGCUCAGUCUCAAGCCUCAGACACCCACACAGAAAGCCAGAGAAAUGGGGUUAGGGUUGAUAGCUUCGAGAGCCCUGAGACCCGCCAUUCUCCACAGGUCCUCUAGGGUUUUGGCUUCCCAAAAUCCUAUAACCAGAACCAUCACCUCCACGCCCGAGCUCCACCCAGAAGCGGCAACAGCGCAGCCCGAUUCCCCACCAGAUCUCCCACCUCGGACCCCUGUCGCCGGUGCUAGGAUUCAUUUCUCCAAACCCGAUGACGCCAUCGAGGUCUUCGUCGAUGGCUAUCCCGUCAAAAUCCCCAAAGGCAUGACGGUGCUGCAGGCCUGCGAGGUCGCCGGCGUCGACAUUCCUCGAUUCUGCUACCACAGCCGCCUCUCCAUCGCCGGGAACUGCCGUAUGUGUUUGGUCGAGGUAGAGAAGUCGCCUAAGCCCGUCGCUUCAUGCGCCAUGCCCGCUCUUCCUGGGAUGAAGAUUAAGACCAAUACACCAGUUGCAAAAAAGGCCAGAGAAGGAGUAAUGGAGUUUCUGCUGAUGAAUCAUCCUUUGGAUUGUCCAAUUUGUGACCAGGGUGGAGAGUGUGAUCUCCAGGAUCAGUCUAUGGCUUUUGGUUCUGAUCGCGGCCGUUUCACUGACAUGAAGCGAUCUGUGGUUGAUAAGAAUCUUGGCCCUUUGGUUAAGACUGUGAUGACUCGUUGCAUUCAGUGUACAAGGUGUGUCAGGUUUGCAACUGAGGUUGCUGGGGUUCAGGAUCUUGGCAUGUUGGGCCGUGGCAGCGGAGAGGAAAUUGGGACUUAUGUUGAAAAACUUAUGACAAGUGAACUUUCUGGAAAUGUGAUAGAUAUUUGUCCUGUGGGAGCCCUCACCUCAAAACCUUUUGCUUUUAAAGCCCGAAACUGGGAGUUAAAGGGGACAGAAACCAUUGAUGUAACUGAUGCGGUUGGUUCCAACAUUCGAAUUGAUAGCAGAGGUCCUGAGGUUAUGCGUAUUCUCCCACGUUUGAAUGAGGACAUAAAUGAGGAAUGGAUAUCAGACAAAACACGUUUCUGUUAUGAUGGUCUGAAGAGGCAGAGGUUAAAUGAUCCUAUGAUUCGUGGUGCUGAUGGACGCUUUAAGCCUGUGAGCUGGCGUGAUGCUCUUGCUGUGGUUGCAGAGGUUGCUCACCAAGUUAAACCAAAAGAAAUUGUUGGAAUUGCUGGUCAGCUGUCUGAUGCGGAAUCUAUGAUGGCGCUCAAAGAUUUCUUGAAUAAAAUGGGAUCAAAUAAUGUACUGUGUGAAGGAAAUGGCUCACAUCCAUGUGCUGAUCUGCGGUCAGGAUAUCUCUUGAAUAGCAACAUUGCUGGGCUUGAAAAGGCAGAUGUUUUCCUUUUGGUUGGCACCCAGCCAAGGGUGGAAGCUCCCAUGGUAAAUGCCCGAAUCCGGAAAACAGUACAAGCAACUCAUGCCAAGGUGGGUUACAUUGGGCCUGCAACUGAUUUCAACUAUGACCACCAGCAUCUUGGCACAGGCCCUCAAACGCUUCUUGAAAUUGCAGAGGGUCGCCAUCCCUUCUGCUCGGCUAUCUUAAAUGCCAAAAAUCCUGCUAUUGUUGUUGGGGCUGGGCUAUUUGAACGUGGUGACAAAGAUGCUAUUUUUGCUGCUGUUGAAACCAUAGCAAAACUUGGAAAAGUCAUCAGACCUGACUGGAAUGGUCUCAAUGUAUUGCUUCUGAAUGCUGCUCAAGCUGCAGCACUUGACCUUGGUCUUGUACCAGAAUCCAGCAAAAGCAUCGAGUCUGCAAAAUUUUUAUAUCUGAUGGGUGCAGAUGAUGUGAACUUGGAGAAAGUUCCGGAUGAUGCCUUUGUAGUUUAUCAGGGCCAUCAUGGUGACCAGAGCGUGUAUCGUGCCAAUGUCAUUUUGCCAGCAGCAGCAUUUAGCGAGAAGGAAGGGACAUACGAAAAUACAGAAGGCUGCACCCAACAAACCUUGCCUGCAGUCCCCACUGUUGGUGAUUCUAGGGAUGACUGGAAAAUAAUUCGGGCUCUGUCUGAGGUGGCAGGGGUCCAGUUGCCUUACGACACCCUUGGGGCCAUCCGUUCCCGGAUUAAGACUGUGGCACCUAACCUUUAUAACAUGGAUGAGAGGGAAGCGGCUACAUUCUCUGCUUCAUUGAAACCUGAGUUGAGCGAGAAGAUGAGUCUGAGUGCCUUUGGGAGUGCUGUUGAGAAUUUCUAUAUGACGGAUUCGAUCACCAGGGCAUCAAAGAUCAUGGCACAAUGCAGUGCCACGCUGUUGAAGAAGUAAAAAUGGAUUUUUGAUGAUUCUAAAUAAAGGUGCAGACUGAACUAUUUGUUGCUCCUACCAAUUUCUAUUCUUAGGCAUGUAAAAAUUCUCUGAAAAAGAAAUUCACUGUUUUAGCGCGGCGCCAUAAUGGAGUUGCAGUUGCGCAACAGAUGGAAAUUCAACUUUUGGUCCCCAGUGUUUAUUGUUUACCCUUCUGUAAUUUUACCGAGUUGCUCCCGGUUUGUUGUGACUCAGUAGAUACAUUUAUUUUAUUUUUUUGGGUCCUGAAUAUGCUUUCUUUGGAACAUGCUCAGGUAAUGGUGUAAUGGUGCAAUGGGGAAGAAUAUUUGAAAUAAAAAU
Vitis riparia (riverbank grape) is the source of this 2685-nucleotide messenger RNA. Its product is annotated as NADH dehydrogenase [ubiquinone] iron-sulfur protein 1, mitochondrial-like. Lineage: Eukaryota; Viridiplantae; Streptophyta; Magnoliopsida; Vitales; Vitaceae. The record is from RefSeq and is a predicted model, not a curated record. Gene Ontology annotation, molecular function: NADH dehydrogenase (ubiquinone) activity; iron-sulfur cluster binding. Gene Ontology annotation, cellular component: membrane. Gene Ontology annotation, biological process: ATP synthesis coupled electron transport.